UUGUGACAAGGGCUUGUGAGCCAUUUGAACAGGUAACUGGAGCUCCUGUUGGUCAGAGCUCAGCAGAAAUUGGAUUGUGUGGUGUACUGAUGUCACCGAUAGUUUGAUCGUUUUUGGAGAGUGGGGACUGCACGUCUAGUGACCCUUGCUGUGUGUGAGGACAGCAACACAAUCUCCCAGGAGCAUCAGGGACUGACCGAUGGAUGAUCAAACCCACAUCUGCUCUCCUCUCUAGAUUAGUUUGGUCUCCAGAAAACCCUGGGAUUCUUAUGCUAAGAGAAACAGAGAGAGAGAGAGGGAGAAAAGAACAAAUUGUCUCUAUAAAGACAAGAAAUCUUUGCCUCCUUUAAGAUUAACCAUGAGCCAAAUGUGGACAGUAAUGUCCCUGGUCUGAUAGAUACUGACAGAAUCCAACAAGUUGAAGACAAACGGGGAAUCGUACCCCACCUCAGCCGGAAAAAGAUGCCUUCCAAUGGGUUUGCUACUCUGAAGGAGACUUUCUUCCAACCUGUCAAAGAGGAAACUAAACACACCGUGGGAGAUACGCUGGGGCAUAUUCAAAGAGCUGUGGACGGUACGAAUGUGGAGAAAGAGGAGGAAAUUGAGUUGAAUGAAGAUGGCCGGCCGGUGAAGAGUGUGGUCCUGAAGCAGCCAUUGUGUGACUGCUACUGCUUUGGAAUGCCCAAGCGGUACAUCAUUGCCAUGAUGAGUGGACUCGGAUUCUGCAUCUCCUUCGGCAUCCGCUGCAACCUGGGCGUGGCCAUUGUGGAAAUGGUCAACAACAACACUGUCUAUGUGAAUGGCAAGGUGGAGAUUGAGAAACCUCAAUUCAAUUGGAAUCCUGAGACUGUAGGGCUGAUUCAUGGCUCCUUUUUCUGGGGUUAUAUUGUGACUCAAAUCCCAGGUGGCUUUAUCUCUAACAAGUUUGCUGCAAACAGAGUUUUUGGAGCUGCUAUCUUCUUGACUUCAACACUGAACAUGCUCAUUCCAUCAGCAGCAAGAGUGCACUUUGGCUGUGUCCUGUUCGUAAGGAUACUUCAGGGUCUCGUGGAGGGAGUCACGUACCCAGCAUGCCAUGGGCUCUGGAGCAUGUGGGCCCCACCGCUUGAACGAAGUCGACUGGCUACAACGUCAUUCUGUGGUUCAUACGCAGGGGCUGUGGUAGCAAUGCCGCUGGCAGGAUUGUUGGUCCAGUACAAAGGCUGGUCUUCAAUCUUCUACGUCUAUGGAAUGUUUGGAAUGAUAUGGUAUAUAUUCUGGCUGCUGUUUGCCUAUGAGAGCCCUGCAAAGCACCCGACAAUAACAAGGGAGGAGCGAACAUACAUCGAGACCAGUAUUGGGGAAAGGUCCAGUCUAAUCAAUGCCACGCAGAAAUUCAGGACUCCCUGGUUAAAGUUCUUCACCUCCAUGCCUGUUUACGCCAUCAUUGUGGCCAAUUUUUGCAGGAGCUGGACCUUCUACCUGCUGCUCAUCAGCCAGCCUGCCUACUUUGAGGAGGUUUUUGGUUUCCCAAUCAGCAAGGUGGGUGCACUGUCGGCUGUGCCUCACAUGGUGAUGACCAUCAUUGUGCCCAUCGGAGGACAAAUUGCCGAUUUCCUGAGGAGCAGAAAUAUUUUCUCCACUACAACCGUCCGAAAAAUCAUGAACUGCGGUGGUUUUGGCAUGGAGGCCACCUUAUUGCUGGUCGUUGGUUACUCCCACACCAGAGAAGUUGCCAUCUCUUUCCUGGUGCUUGCUGUUGGAUUCAGUGGAUUCGCAAUUUCUGGGUUCAACGUCAAUCACUUGGACAUUGCCCCUCGUUAUGCGAGUAUCCUGAUGGGGAUAUCCAACGGUGUGGGAACACUAUCAGGAAUGAUUUGCCCAUUAAUCGUUGGAGCAAUGACAUCGCACAAGACCCGCGAGGAGUGGCAGCACGUGUUUGUGAUCGCCUCCGUGGUCCAUUACAGUGGAGUCAUAUUCUAUGGAAUCUUUGCCUCGGGGGAGAAGCAGGACUGGGCAGAUCCCGAUGAAGCAAGCGAAGACAAAUGUGGCAUCAUCUGCCACGAUGAGCUGGCGGAGGAGACUGAACUCAACGAAGACAACUACAUCAGUCCAAAGAAAAAGAUGUCCUAUGGUGCUACCAGCCAAAUCAAUGGAGCUCGGAAAGAGAGCUGGAAAGUGAGGAGGGGAAAAGCACACGAGGAACUGAUAGAUGAUCAGAACAGCUAUCAUUGUGAGAAUGGGGACUAUCGAGAUACAUCUCAGUGACUUCAUGUGAUCUGGACUAAAUGCUGUGGCUGAAUAUCAAUGUUCAAGGCACAGUCUGUUUUAUUGGCUUAUAAAUGUUAUAUUUAACGACUUCAUAAAAAUUAUUGGCCUUUCUUAAGAUUGCCUGGUAGAAAUGGCCUUCCCUCAAAUUAUAUGAUUGGUUAUUGGCAACUAUAAACAUUGUAAAAUAAAUUGGACCUGGAAGAAAGUGAGAUUACAUGGAAUGUGUGCACAGAUACAGGCCAUUCAGCCCAAAUGCUUCCUGUUUAUGACCCACAUGAUUCUCCUCCCACCCCAAAUGCACCAACCCAAUCUUCAUUUGUUUAUACACCCUCCCCGUUCAUAGAAUUCUGUUGUUCACCUCACCCUAUCCCAAUGGGAGCGAGUUCCACAUUCUCACUGCUCACUGGAUAAACAGUUCUCCUAAAUUCCCAAUUGGAAUGACUGGAGUAAUGACUGUCUUUUAUUGAGUUUUGGUUCUCCUGCCCCACCGCUCCCAAUGAGUGGGAACAUGUGUUUUACCCAUGUUGCAAACUUGUUGAGAGACCAUUUCAUGGUGUGAAUGACCUUGAGGAGGUCAGUGCCGUUGCCAUGUCUGACAGUCCAGACAGCUGAAUGAAACAGAUGAACCUUGCCCAUGUUAGGACCUCUUCCGAACAAGGGCUGCUUUUGUACCAGCGAUGGAGAAAGUGCAGGACAAAUGGGAAUCUUCAGAGUGCUGAUAGGUCAUUAUUUCACUUCAGGAAUGCAUUCUAUAAAGUUGAUAGCACGUUAAGUCACGUCACAGUUUGUUUUCAGAUUGGCUUACAAUGCCCUGGCCUCCGUAAACCUCAUGCAUUCCAUUAAUAAUGUUAAACUGAUUGAAUUUUUGAUGUGAGCAAAUAUGGAUUUAUUGAUCUUGGUGUGAU
Molecule: messenger RNA, 3155 nt
Organism: Stegostoma tigrinum
Lineage: Eukaryota; Metazoa; Chordata; Chondrichthyes; Orectolobiformes; Stegostomatidae
Gene: slc17a8
Product: solute carrier family 17 member 8
Exons: 12
Coding region: 463-2247 (594 amino acids)
Biological process (GO): monoatomic anion transport; regulation of synapse structure or activity; neurotransmitter loading into synaptic vesicle
Cellular component (GO): synaptic vesicle membrane; excitatory synapse
Molecular function (GO): L-glutamate transmembrane transporter activity; neurotransmitter transmembrane transporter activity
Source: RefSeq, a predicted model, not a curated record